This is a messenger RNA of Pelodiscus sinensis (Chinese soft-shelled turtle), 2073 nucleotides long. Lineage: Eukaryota; Metazoa; Chordata; Testudines; Trionychidae. The record is from RefSeq and is a predicted model, not a curated record.
UGGAUCCUGCAGGGCCAUCAUUGCCCAUACGCAGAAUGUGCAGCUGCAUGGGGCACCCGAAAAUUUGGGGCACCGCUGGGCCUUAAUGUCCAUCCACCUGUCUCUUCCUACCCCCGUUGUGUAGCUCCGAGAGGAUCGAGUGAACUUCCAAGUGACAAAGCCGGCCAGAGCGAUUAGCGAACAUGGAACCUGGGAAAGAGCCGUUUGAGCGGGAAUGGAGCUAUCGAACAGGCAUUUGCCAACCCCAGGGAAGACACUCUGAAUGGUUUGUGAGAAGAAAGCAAGAUGGAUGGAAGUCAGCCCCGCAGCGAGACUCCCAUGGCUUCCCGGAAGAUCAACCUGAUUUCUUCUCCCAUGCGGGCAGUCAUCCGCCUGCGACGAAAAGUCCUGAAGAAAAGCCGCUUGCACCUGGACCUUGCCAGAGAACAAUCUCCAGAGCUGGUCCAAAGCAGGCUUCUUCAGAGGCAGAUUUCCUUGUCCCUCUUUAAUCAAGCCAGCUUUGAUAAUUCUCAGUACUUCACCUUUGACACCUCUGUGGACCAGUCAGCGCUGAAUAAAUACAAACGGAAGAAGAAGCGCCGGAAGUCCAGGGUAGUGUUGUAUCCAGACAGCUCCAAAAAGUACCUUCCAGCAGAGCAAAAGAGUAAAGCAAAGCGCUGUCUUCUCCUGCUCAUUGGCAUCAUCUGCUUCCAAAUACUAAAUGCUAUUGAGAAUCUGGACGACAACCUUCAAAAGUACGACCUGGACGGGCUGGAGAAAACCAUGCACCGGGAAGUAUUUGGGCAGAAGGUGGCUGUGGAAAGAAUUAUGGAGUUGUUGAAAGACUAUCUAGCCACCCACAUACACAACAAGCCCUUAGUGAUCUCCUUCAAUGGCCCAACGGGGGUUGGAAAGAGCCACAUGGGACGGCUGCUGGCUAAGCACUUCCGCUCAGUCAUGGACAAUGACUUUGUGCUGCAGUACUUUGUGAUGCACCACUGCCCGAAUAAGGAGGCUGCUCCUGCUUGCCGGUCGGAUCUGUCGGAGAAGAUUUCCAACAUGGUAACCAGAGCAGAAAUCGAAGAGAAAAUCCCACUGUUUAUUCUGGACGAGGUGGAGCUCAUGUCUCCAGUCCUGUUGGAGACACUCAGCGGAUUCUUCCAGCCCAACCAGACCAACGAGUUCCUCAAUGCCGUGUACAUUCUAAUAAGCAACGUAGGGGGCAGCGAAAUCACCACCUUUCUCCUCCAGAACGUUUCCACCGACCUGCUGCACCCGCAGAGCAAACUCCAAGAGCUGCUGCACAUUCUCCAGCCUGUGCUGAGCCGCUUCCACCCUCUGUGGAAGUCUGCGGACGUCAUCCCCUUCGGCCCGCUGGAGAGGAGUCACGUCACAAAGUGCUUCUUGGAGGAGAUGCUGCGGGAAGGGCUGUACCCCGAUCAGGGCCAUGUUGAGAAUCUGUCCAGUCAGCUCAGCUAUUACACGGCGGGAGGCAGGGAGUACGCCGUCACUGGCUGCAAGCAGGUCGGGGCCAAAGUCAAUCUGCUGUAGCGGCGAAGGCAGUGAAGAGGCACUUAGCGGCCAAUGGAGAGAGCCCGGCUGCACGCUGGCAUGACUGGCAGCAGAUUCGGGUCCACGACGCAUUUCCUAAGAGGAUGGAGAUGAAGCUGUCCCCAUGACCAGGAGGUAGAACAGGAGCUGUCACCUCCUCUAAUAUGAGCUCUGUUCCCCUAGUGAUGUAUUGGACUUUAGUCCGCGAACUCCCAUGGUCUGGCAAAUAGUUCCCUAGCGACUAAGGCCUUGAUCUCGUGGAGGGUAUGUCUACACAGCAAUGUAAGCCCAGGUCUCCUCCUUGUGUCCACACUGCAGAUGUGCUAGCCUCGGGCACGGAUCCAGGGUCCUAGGACCCUACAGGACUGGGGGAGAGUCCACGCCGUAUUGCUUUCCUGUGCGCAUGCGGCCCCAGCUAGACUUGGGUCCCAGAUGUUCUCCAGCUGUAUCCCAGAGUUCCCGGAGGCAGAGGAGCAGCGCUGCAGGCAGCCAGCACAGCAGCUAGACGAGACAUUAGUGCAUGGCCCAGCGCGCUCCCCUAAU